AUGUGCGAUCCUUUCAACAUGGAGCUGGUUCCACUCACCAGGCUGCUGCAGGGGAAGAGGGUGGUGCUGGCGAGCAGCUCCCCCAGGAGGCGGGACAUCCUGUCCUCCAUGGGACUGCAGUUCGAGGUCGUACCCUCCCACUUCCAGGAGUCCCUGGAGAAGGUGAGAUUUCUGGCUCCGCCCGAAUAUGCCCGGGAGACAGCAAAGCUGAAGGCUCUGGAGGUGGCGUCGGGGCUGUGCAGGGCCCCGCCCACAAGCCUCACCCCGCCCUCUGCUCUGCAGGACCUGCACCCUCCUGAUGUCAUUAUUGGAGCUGACACCAUUGUGGCCGUGGAUGGCGUCAUCCUGGAGAAGCCAAAGGACAAGGAUGAUGCCUACAGGAUGCUGCGCAGGCUGAGUGGCCAGCAGCACAGUGUCAUCACCGGUGUGGCCAUCUUGAGGCCACUGUGGCGGAGGCAGCUUCAGGAGCCGAGUUCCACAUGCCCAGAGGCCCCAGAGGCGGAAGGGGACCCAGAAGCAGAAGUGGAAUUGUCACUGUUCCACGAAGAGACCCGUGUGACAUUCUCGCGGCUAUCGGAGCCACUGCUGUGCGAAUACGUGGAGAGCGGGGAGCCUCUGGACAAGGCUGGCGCCUACGGGCUUCAGGCGCGAGGUGGUGCCCUAGCAGAGCGCGUGGAAGGAGAUUUCUUCAAUGCCGUGGGGUUUCCACUCAACCGCUGCAUUCGUGAGCUGGCUGCCAUCUUCCCGGAUGUGGGACCACAAGUCCCUGUCAGCCAGCGUCCGGCCACACCCCAAUAAUGAGGAUUGUAGAUGGAGAGUGAGUAUGUGAGUGACUGUCUGGGCGGGAAUUCUGGUGAGAGAGUGACUGAAGGGGCGGGUCUUCUGGUGAGUUUGUGAAGCAGUGACCCAUUUCCCAUGAUGCCCUUGGUGCAUUGUGUUUGAUUGACAGAGCAAGGUUCCCUCAAGUGCAUCACUUCCCAGUGCUAGGACACAGGACAUGGGGUGAGGUGUGUGGAGGCAGGGUUAGGGGACAGGCCCACCGAGGGGAGUACACCUAAACCCGCCCCUGUGGCCCUGCCCCUCCUGAUGCCCCACCCUCACCAUCUCCAUGGGCCCUGCCCUUGCCCCCACUGGGUCCUGCAUGAGCAGCUUCACCAUCAGAUGCCUGUGAUGGACAUUUGACAUCAGGAGCAGGGUCAGGGGAGGCCCCACCCCCUGCCCGCACUCUGAUUUGCAUAUUCAAGAGCUGCCUGGAGACUCAGAAGACAUCAAGUACAGAAACUGCUGGGGUUAAUUUGCAUGGCCACACC
Molecule: messenger RNA, 1310 nt
Organism: Phodopus roborovskii (desert hamster)
Lineage: Eukaryota; Metazoa; Chordata; Mammalia; Rodentia; Cricetidae
Product: probable bifunctional dTTP/UTP pyrophosphatase/methyltransferase protein
Exons: 6
Coding region: 1-798 (265 amino acids)
Molecular function (GO): nucleoside triphosphate diphosphatase activity
Source: RefSeq, a predicted model, not a curated record